This is a messenger RNA of Camelus dromedarius (Arabian camel), 3147 nucleotides long. RefSeq names its product EGF like domain multiple 6 (gene EGFL6). Gene Ontology annotation, molecular function: calcium ion binding. The coding region runs from base 928 to 2631 and encodes 567 amino acids. NCBI's taxonomy places the organism in Eukaryota, Metazoa, Chordata, Mammalia, Artiodactyla, Camelidae. The transcript has 12 exons. Gene Ontology annotation, cellular component: membrane. The record is from RefSeq and is a predicted model, not a curated record.
GCAAGCCAAAAGGUAAUGUUCUGGAAGCAGCAUUCAGCCAAACAGGCCGGAGGGGAAUCGCAGCGCCCUGGCCUCCCGGGUUAGGCGAACUGGCAGCCCACCCACGUCCAGCUCCGCGAGGUCCUCCGCGGGGUGGCGCCCCCACUGGCCGCGGAGGCUGCCGACCAACCCUCACCCGUUACCGUCUUCCUCCCCUUCCCAGCGGCUGGCGUCCUGCUCCUCUACUGCCCGGCUUCCUGAAAUCACCUCCCAGACAAGCUGCUUGUGUUUGCAGCCUUGCCUCAGAGACUGCUUCUGGAAACGCCAAGCUGUGGCCACAGGAAAAGCAUCGUAAAGGGCUUACUCCGAGGGGAGAAUCAGGCCUAUCGUUUUGUAUUCGAUCGCAGACACGUCACUAAUUCCGUUUCGUGCGCGCAUUUGAUUUCUCAGCCACGGACCAGUGUGCUCCUGGACUCUGACACAUCGUUUUAAGUGGGUAAGCCCAAGAAGCCUACACUUCCCAUUGGAAGGCACAAGGACACAGGGACAGCUCUAGAACCUUUCUCCAGAUCGGUUAAGCCUGGCCACUGGGUCACCGCACGGGGAGCCUGUCUCACUGUUGAAGUGUUGGUCACUAGCACUGCGGUCCAUGCCAGGGGCAGAGAGAAAAGGAUGGGGCGAGCCCCGAUCCACUUUCGCUGUGUUCUUCCGCGCAGAGAUGGAGCGUGCACGUCGCCUCUCUCCUGCCCCCCAGAGCGCCCCUCUUCGCCCCAGACGGGACCUCUCCUUGGGCUGCUCCCGGACCAAUCACCGCCUGCCUCAGGCUUCGCCGGAAACCUUUCCCGCUCUUAGUAAUUCUGAAAGAGGUUCUGCCGUUCUUAGCAAAAUCUAACCAAACGUGUCCGGAAAUUGCGUACUUGAGCAACAGAGCAACUCAGAAAAAGACAAAUGCCCAGCGAUCUGGCUCUAUUUGCACUGUUCCCACAGCCGGGCAUCAUUACCUCUCUCUGUGUGCGUGCACAAGGCAAGGAGGACCACGUGGAGACUUGCACGUGUGCGAGUCCAAGGGAUCGUGGGUUGUUGGCAUCGUCGCUCCAGCCUGGGGUCUGUCGCUAUGGAGCCAAGCUGGCCUGCUGCUAUGGCUGGAGGAGGAGCGACAAGGGAGUCUGUGAAGCUACGUGUGAACCUGGAUGCAAGUUCGGGGAGUGUGUGGGACCAAACAAAUGUCAUUGCUUUCCAGGAUACACCGGGAAAACCUGCAGUCAAGAUGUGAACGAGUGUGGAAUGAGACCCUGGCCGUGUCAACACAGAUGUAUGAAUACACAUGGUAGUUACAAGUGCUUCUGCCUCAGUGGGCAUAUGCUCAUGCCGGAUGCCACGUGUUCCAACUCUAGGACGUGUGCGCUGACAAACUGCCAGUAUGGCUGUGAAGACACGGAGGGAGGGCCACGCUGUCUCUGUCCAUCCUCCGGCCUCCGCCUGGCCCCGAAUGGAAGAGCUUGUCUAGAUAUUGAUGAAUGUGCUUCUGAUAAAGCCGUCUGCCCCUACAAUCGAAGAUGUGUGAACACAUUUGGGAGCUACUACUGCAAAUGUCAUGUUGGUUUUGAACUGAAAUAUAUCAGUGGCCGAUAUGACUGUGUAGAUAUAAACGAAUGUGCUGGGAAGACCCAUACGUGCAGCCCCCACGCCAAUUGCCUCAAUACCCCAGGAUCCUUCAAGUGUAAGUGCAAGCAGGGAUUCAAAGGCAGCGGCCUUCAGUGUUCUGUUAUCCCUGAAAAUUCUGUGAAGGAAUUCCUCAAAGCACCAGGUACCAUGAAAGACAGAAUCAAGAAGUUGCUUGCUCACAAAAAUAGCAUGAAAAAGAAGGUAAAAAUUAAAAACAUUAUCACAGAACCUGUGGGCACUCCCGCCCCUAAGGUUAACUUGCAGCCCUUCAGCUCUGAAGAGAGUGUUUCCAGAGAUGGGGACCCUAGUGGAGAAAGAAAGAGGAAUGAAGAGGGAAAGAAAGAGGGCCUGGAGGAGGAGAGACGAGAUGAGAAAGCCCUGGAAAACCACGUGGAGCAGGAACAAAGCCUUCGAGGAGAUGUGUUUUCCCCUAAGGUGAAUGAAGAUGGUCAGGUUGAUUUGGUUCUAGUCCAAAGAAAAGCUACAACAUCCAGCCUGGAGCACAGAGAUUUAAAUAUCUCAGCUGACUGCAGCUUUGACCAUGGGGUCUGUGACUGGAAACAGGAUAUAGAAGAUGAUUUUGACUGGAAUCCUGCUGAUCGAGAUAAUGCUGUUGGCUACUAUAUGGCAGUUCCGGCCCUGGUGGGCCAGAAGAAGGACGUUGGCCGUUUGAAACUUCUCCUCCCCGACCUGCAGCCCCAAAGCAACUUCUGUUUGCUCUUUCAUUACCGGCUGGCUGGAAACAAAGUAGGGAAGCUUCGAGUGUUUGUGAAGAACAGUAACAGUGCCCUGGCCUGGGAGAAGACCAGGAGUGCAGAUGAACGGUGGAAGACGGGGAAAAUACAGCUCGACCCAGAGAUGGAUACUCCCAAAAGCAUCAUUUUUGAAGCAGAACGUGGCAAGGGCAAAACCGGAGAAAUUGCAGUGGACGGCGUCUUGCUGGUUUCAGGCUUAUGUCCAGGUGGCCUUUUAUCUGUGGAUGGCUGAAUGUUAUUGUUGCCUUUUACAUCGUUAUGUUUGGCUUUCUAUGUCAGUUCUCUGUUUUUUGACAUUACAUCAUAGACCUCUCCCAUUUUAGAAAUACAAAGUGAAAAAUUGUAAUGCACCAACAGAAUCAUUAUUGUAAGAUGCUUUUCUUGUGUGAGAUAUGCCAAUAUUUGCUUUAAAUAUAGUACCACUGUGUCUUCUCACUCAUCUCUGAAUUUAUAAAAUAUGGAGUUGUCAGUUCAGCUCCCCCUCGCAGUAUAUUUGAUUUGUCUGCAUGACUUGAUGAAUCUAUUUUACAACGUUUCUAGAAUUACCAAAAAGGAAAAAAAAAAAAGGCACAGAAAAAUGUUUAACUGUCUGACUUUUAUGGCAUUUCUUGGAAACUGUGACAUCACAGAUAGACUUUUACCUACGUGGCUUAGCCUGAUCUUUUACAGCCAAGCUUGUAUAUUUAAAUUCUUUAUAAUAAUAAUAUCCAAAUACUCACCUUUUGUCAUGGUUUAAGUUUUUCUAAGU